AUGCAGCCCACCCUGCUUCUCGCCCUCGGGGCGUCUCUCCUCUCCGGGGUCAUCGCCCACCCCCACCACGCAGACAUGUCCCACGCCGAGAUCACUCGCCGCUCGCACCUGUCGAAGCGCUGUGAGGGCGCCGCCGCCUCCAUGAACCGCAAGCGCUGGGCCAAGCGCAACUCGAAGCGCGAUCUUGUCUCACGGUCCGCCAACACCACUUACAGCAUAAACACCGAGGCGCCGUACUACGACGUGCUCCAGAACAACACUUGCAUUCUUACCGAAGAAGUGACCGGAGGCCCAUACAUCUGGCCCCGUUCGCAGACUCUGCGCCAAGACAUGACCGAGGGCGAGGCCGGUGUGCCUCUGUACCUGGACAUUGGUGUCAUGGACGUCAACUCCUGCGAGCCGCUGCCCAACGUGCUCGUCGACGUCUGGCACUGCAACGCCACCGGCAGCUACUCGUCCUUCACCGGCCUGAGCCCGGACACGCCGUUCGAGACGCUCCUCGACCAGCUCAACGCCACCAUCGGCGACGACCUGCACACCGACGACACCACGUUCCUGCGCGGAAUGUGGCCCACCGACGAGAACGGCAUCACCGAGAUCCGCACCAUCUUCCCCGGCUUCUACGUCGAGCGCACGGUGCACAUCCACGUCCAGGUCCACGACAACUGGGUCGUCCGCGCCAACGGCACCCUCGCGUCGUCGGACACGGUCUCGACCGGCCAGAUCUUCGCCGCCGAGGACCUCACCCAGCAGAUCGUCGCGCUCGAGCCGUACGUCAGCCACACCGGCAUCAACCGCACCACCAACGCCAUCGACGACAUCUACGCCGACGAGAUCAAGAACGGCUUCGAUCCCGUCAUGGACAUCGUGCCGCUCGACGGGAACGAUGUGACCAAGGGCAUGGUCGGGUACAUCACGAUUGGCGUGGAUACCGAGACGCAGCAGGCGAUGAGGAAGAAGUUGAGGAAGUUGUAG
Molecule: messenger RNA, 975 nt
Organism: Diplodia corticola
Lineage: Eukaryota; Fungi; Ascomycota; Dothideomycetes; Botryosphaeriales; Botryosphaeriaceae
Product: protocatechuate-dioxygenase beta subunit protein
Exons: 2
Coding region: 1-975 (324 amino acids)
Molecular function (GO): ferric iron binding; oxidoreductase activity, acting on single donors with incorporation of molecular oxygen, incorporation of two atoms of oxygen
Source: RefSeq, a predicted model, not a curated record